Messenger RNA from Didymosphaeria variabile, 360 nucleotides. RefSeq lists its product as uncharacterized. The transcript has 2 exons. Bases 1 to 360 code for a protein of 119 amino acids. The record is from RefSeq and is a predicted model, not a curated record. Gene Ontology annotation, biological process: mitochondrial respiratory chain complex IV assembly. Gene Ontology annotation, cellular component: mitochondrion; respiratory chain complex IV; mitochondrial intermembrane space. Lineage: Eukaryota; Fungi; Ascomycota; Dothideomycetes; Pleosporales; Didymosphaeriaceae.
AUGGGUUGGUUCUCAUCAUCCUCGGACGACUCAGGUCCAAAGAAGACCGCCGACGGCGCAUUUGUGGCCCCGACAAAGACGACGCGGCAGAAGUGCUAUGAAUCGCGCGACGCCUUCUUUGAGUGCCUCGACCGAAACAAUAUUCUAGACAGCGUAAACACCAAGAAGGGUAGAGACGCGGCAGCGAAAGCUUGCGGACCGGCCGACCAAGCUUUCGAAAAGAACUGCGCACAUAGUUGGGUCGAAUAUUUCAAGAAGCAGCGAGUCGUCAAUUACCAAAAAGAGCAAACCAUAAAGAAGAUCGAAGCCGAAGGCGGCGAAAUCAUUGCACCUCAGUUACCCGUGGGAAAUAACAGGUAG